This is a messenger RNA of Westerdykella ornata, 933 nucleotides long. RefSeq lists its product as uncharacterized. The transcript has a single exon. The record is from RefSeq and is a predicted model, not a curated record. NCBI's taxonomy places the organism in Eukaryota, Fungi, Ascomycota, Dothideomycetes, Pleosporales, Sporormiaceae. The annotation marks the transcript as partial.
UCAAUCUGCCUCCUAAAAGAAACCAAAACGAAAACCCGCGUCCUAGAUCCAACCACGCAGCAUUCCCAAUCAACAUCCAUACACCGCCUGCUCCAUGACUGCCCGAAUAUGAUCCGGGUUACUUGUUCUCCUGGACGCCGGAUGCUUGCUAGGAGGAGGGCUCGAGUGAUCCGUCGUCGUGCUGCCCCCAUCGUCGUCGGUUUGGAUGCUCGAGUCCUCGCUGUCGGAGCUGGCACUGUGACUGAGAGGCGGAGAAGGGAAUCUAUAUGUCGACUUGCUCUGAUCAUGGUCCGCCUGCUUGGGAGAGUCGUCGCCGUCGGAGCUGUCACCGGGAAGGGAAUUCGAAAGAUCCGCCGUCUUGUUCGGAUUCCGAUCACCGCGCUGGCUCGCUUCACCACCCCCGGCAUUGCCACUAGGAAAAAGAUUCCCAUCACGCGCCGUCGAACUCCAAUUAUUAUUCCAUUCCAUCGUCGACUGACCAUGCUCCGGUCCCUCGUCCAAAGUCCUGACAACAUGAUAACACCCUCGCACAGUCACCAAAUCUCCACCGAGACCUUGCUCAAUCCGAAGCUCCAUGGAAUUGUACAACAUUGUCGGUUGCUUCUGAAAGUGCUUCUCCUUGUGCUGUGCGAAACCCUCCAUAUCAUUGACGGGAAAGGUUUCCGUACAGUUUCUCCAGUCGCAGAGACGGAGGGUGUAUCUGGUGUGGCGGCGGCUGGGCAUGAUGAAGGAUGGUGGUGUGCUGGUUGGUUGGGAAUUGGUGGCGGGAUAGGAGGGGAUGGGUGUGUAAUAAGUGAAUGUGAUAAUGAUUCUGCUGUAAAAGGAGUGCGAACAGGUAUCCGGAGGGUGCAGGUGGUGGAGGUGGAGUGGAGAAGAAGAACAUGGGAGGUGUAGGAUGGUUAUAUAUUUGUGUCUUUUCGAAGGCAGGAAGUA